UUUUUACACUCCUAGAACAAGACUAUCAUGUGAGAAAGCAUUGGCUCAUCCCUGGAUAGCUUUAUUUGAUGACUCAAACUCCAGAUCAACCAAAUCCCUUAACAAAGACAAGAUGAGACGGUUCCUGGCCCGACGGAAAUGGAAGAAAACCGGUAAAGCCCUGCUUGCUCUGAAAAGGAUGGUUCGCUGCAGCAAAUCUGAUGCACUGCAUUCUCCCUCCAUUUCUGUAGAUGCGAAUGCUCUGAGGAAAGAAGCCGAACAAGCUGUGGCAUCUCUGGAAAAACAGUUAUGGAGUGAACCAUGUUUCCAGCGAGCCCUGCAUGACCUCACUGAGAGCUGCGGAGCCACGGUGCACCUGGCCUGUACAAUACAAGGAUAUCCUGAACCUGAAGUGGUUUGGCUGUUUGAUGAAGCGCCGCUGGAGAAGACCAGACGCGUUCAGAUGCAUUAUGAUAAGAACGGCACUUGCACACUCACCCUUGCUCAAGUACAACCAGGGGAUUCUGGGAUUUACAAAUGCUGUGCGUCCAACAGCCUGGGGCAGGCGCGGUGUUCUGCCAGACUCACCGUGCAACUCUAGAACAUCAAAUCUAUGAUGUGAAGUGUAAAGAAAAUUGCAGAUUUCUAAUGCGAAAUGGAAUA
Messenger RNA from Sinocyclocheilus grahami, 642 nucleotides. RefSeq names its product myosin light chain kinase, smooth muscle-like. Bases 113 to 580 code for a protein of 155 amino acids. The record is from RefSeq and is a predicted model, not a curated record. The transcript has 4 exons. Gene Ontology annotation, molecular function: protein kinase activity. NCBI's taxonomy places the organism in Eukaryota, Metazoa, Chordata, Actinopteri, Cypriniformes, Cyprinidae.